AUGUCGCAUCCUUCGUUUUUGGUCUGUGGAACUAAUUUUCUGCAGUGCCAAAUUAUAAUUCGUUUAUAAUUUUGAUAAUGCUCGGAUAUCUUUAUAAACUAUUUCAAACAUUCUAGCAUAGUUUAUAAGAAAUUACGUGUUCUUAAGAAAAUUAUCAUUAAAUCGCAUUUUAAAAUGUAUCGAAUAAUGAAAUCAAAUAUAUAUUUACAUGAAGUUGUUCAAGAAAUUCUUGAUGCCGUGUGGACUAUGUGCUGCAGUACCAGCAAUGAAACCUCCAACUUCUCCUGAAGAUAGUACACCAUGUAGUAAUGAAACACAAGGAAAGAAAUUAAUAAAACCAUCAGAAUUACCCAUUUAUUCUAUUGAUGAUGGGUAUUCUAAGCAGAUGCCAUGCAUAGAAUAUCCUUCUAUUGUGGAAGAAAAUAUUAGAAAAGUACGUCAAACAGUGAGGGAGAUAAAAGUUACAUUAGACAGGGUUUCCCAUGAUGUUUCAAGUACCUUUGAAAAUCUGAAAUUUGCAAUUGAUUACCUACAAGAUGAAGCCAAUAUUAUGCCACGAAUAGGAGCUGUUGGUAUUGGUGGUUUAUCAGGAUUAAUAUUCAGUCUCAGAGGAGGCAUAUUAAAAAGACUGUUUUAUACAACUACAGGUGCUAGUAUUGUUGGAUGUAUUUGUUUCCCUAAAGAAGCAAAACAAGCAUUAAACACAGCAGAACACUAUGGAAAUAUUAGUUACAAUUUCAUUUACGGUGUGAAACCAGGGGAUAACAAAAAGGAAAUUUCAGUAAAUGAAUUUCCAUUACUGAAAAGUGUGCUUGAAUCAGAAUAUUUUCGUAUGAUAGCUCGACUUUUUGAAAAAGAAACGAGCGAUACAACUGUAUCAACCAAUACAACUGAAAAAGUGGAGCUAAAUACAAAGAAGUGAAGAAUUCAGAGAAGGAAGAGUAAUGAAUUAGCAACAUUAGUUAAUGAAUAUUUAAUAAUUCAAUGUAAUAUAAAAAUUAUGUAAAGUUUUAAUAUCUGUAAAUAAAAAUCAUGAAAAGUAA
Molecule: messenger RNA, 1043 nt
Organism: Bombus pascuorum
Lineage: Eukaryota; Metazoa; Arthropoda; Insecta; Hymenoptera; Apidae
Gene: Mic26-27
Product: MICOS complex subunit MIC27
Exons: 6
Coding region: 209-922 (237 amino acids)
Biological process (GO): cristae formation
Cellular component (GO): MICOS complex
Source: RefSeq, a predicted model, not a curated record